Molecule: messenger RNA, 1365 nt
Organism: Blumeria graminis f. sp. triticale
Lineage: Eukaryota; Fungi; Ascomycota; Leotiomycetes; Helotiales; Erysiphaceae
Source: the annotation of a GenBank genome assembly
AUGAAUUACAGAAUAGAUUUACAGGACGCAAUCAGCGAAGCCGUUAGAGAAUCGAAACUGGUUGCUUGUUUUGUGACAGACAACGGAGAGGAGAGUCAGUUGUGGGAGAAUGAGUUUCUUCAGGACCAAGAACUAAAAGAAAUGCUCUCCAACCAGUCGAUACUCUUAAGGCUUGAAGCUGGAUCAACAGAAGCAGACUACCUAGCCGCCAUCGUCCCUUUGCCAAAAACACCAACUUUUGUAGUCAUAAAAAAUGGUCAGCUUAUGGAAUAUCUCACUACUGGAGUGAAAAAAGAAGACUUCGUGCGACGUCUACUACCAAUUCUCCAAGCGGAGAAUUUACGCCCUUUAUCGAUCACCUCCAGUACGCCUAUAUCCACCUCAGUAUCCACCCAAGUAACGAGCCCGGCACGGCCUACAUCUCAAGGAACUCAAGUAUUAAAUUCACCAGAAACUUCGUUUCAGUCCAGAUUAGACGAGCGUACAGAUAAAGACCGGACGAUAGCAGCCGGGCCUAAUUCUAGCUUGUCUCCAUCACAGCCAGCAUCUGCCGACCAAACAUAUGCCGUGAUGCAGAAAAAACGUCAGAAAGAAGCCAGAGACGAACGUGCACGUAUUUUAAAGCGGGUAGAAGAAGACAAGAUAACCCGCCGACAUGAAGCGGCUCGAAGAAAAGCAGAGCGAGAUCGAAGUACUACAAACUCUAGAGUACAUGAUCCAUCACUCACCACGAUUAACACUGAAAACCCACCCCUCCAUCACGAUACAUGUGCGCUCCUUAUCCGUCUUUUCGAUGGUUCAACUCUCCGUACCAAGUUCUCUUGUACAGCCACACUUUCAAAUGAGGUCCGCAAAUAUAUCUCCCAACACCAGCCGAGUCUUGCCGAUCAGCCAUAUGAUUUUAAACAUGUACUUUCUCCAUUACCAAACCGGAAAAUAGAAGCUGCGGAGGAAUCUCGAACUCUUCGUGAAUUAGGUUGCGUCCCUAGCGCCACAUUGAUUCUAGCUCCAGUCAAGUCGUACGCGGAAGCAUAUGCAAAUAAUAGCGCAACAAUAACCUCUAGCGGAUUGAUUGAAGGGGUAGUCGGAAAUGGAUGGAGAGUCGUAAGCGGGGGCCUCGGCAUGGUCACAGGAGUUUUAGGGGCCUUUAUGGGAGCCGGUGGUGUCCAUGAUCGGGCUGAAAGUGCUCAACACACUUCAGUGAGUAAAAAACCAACAUCAAGCGUAUCCACGCCUCGACAGACAUCGAGGAAUUUACGGACUUUGGACGACAGCAGGUCUACGGAUGACCAACAGUUUUACAACGGGAAUUCUGUUAGUUUUCAACCUCGUCCCAAAGAUAAUAAUGGUGAAGAAAAGAAAUGA